CUAUAACAAAUGCUUAAAUCUAUAAGUUUAAAAGAUCUAUUUAAAACGGUAUCCUCCAAUUGAGGAACUACCGACAAUAUAAUCAUUAAAACAAUUUUUGUCCAGUUAAUUGCAUCAUUCCUUUCCUAGCCAUGGCCGCUUGAUUUGGUUUUUCACAUGUAAUUAUAUUGCAAAUUUAUCUCCUUGAUCUUUGGUUUUGAUUGUUUAGUACAAUCGUCCAAUCUUUGCAGAGACCUCUAAUAACAGUAAAGCUUGCCCGUAGGAGCAGUUUGAGGAAGAGUGGAGCUCCAUCUAACACUAAUUCAUAAUUUUCAGAGAUGGCCUCUUCCCCUCAGACCGCACCACCAUCACAUACCAACUCCUCAUCUUCAAAUAACACACAAACCAAUCCAUCACCACCAUCUCCAACCCCUCCGGCCGCCUCGGCACCACCGCCAUCAUCCUCACCACCACCACCAGCCCCUCCAUCCCUAAGCCCGCCGACCACCUCAGCACCACCUCCAUCAUCACCAGGCAGAUCUUCUCCACCCUCACCUCCCGUGCCUCCACCGUCACAACCCCCUCCAACGCCGCCAUCAUCGUCCAAGUCGCCGCCUUCUUCCAGCAAUUCCGCCCCACCUCCCCCGCCAAAACGGCCGGCGAAGCCCUCGCCUUCUACUCCAACCCCUACAUCUGAUGAUAAAAAUGCUAAUUCAAGAAAAUCAUCAGGUGGAUCUGAUUUCAAUUUGCCUCUGGUGGCUGGAGUUGCUGCUGGCAUUGCUCUAUUUAUUCUGAUUAUUGGCAUUACAGCAUGUUUCUGUUGUGGGAAGAAAAAGAAGAAGAGGAAUCAUAACGCAAUGCACUACUACUCAGAUUCUGAUGUUAAAGAACCAGGCAUAGCAAAUACAAAUGUGUCAAAUAUUGCAGGCAGUGAUUACUACAGCAGUGGAGCAGGCCCUCCUCCGAAAUGGCAUAAAGGAGGACCAAAUGCUGCCAUCAAUAUGCCAAUUUCUCAAGGAGUGGCUUGGCAUGCACCUCCUCCCCAUUCCAUGAACAGUGAAGCGAGCAUGGAAUACUCAGGCCCACAUGGACCAGCCUUGCCUCCGCCCUCUCCUGCCCUUGCCCUCGGCUUCAUUAAGAGCACAUUCAGUUAUGAGCAGUUGGCAUCAGCCACAAAUGGAUUCUCUCAUGAAAAUCUAAUAGGACAAGGUGGCUUUGGUUAUGUGUACAAGGGAGUUUUGCCAAACGGGAAAGAAGUUGCUGUGAAACAGCUCAAGGCAGGUAGCGGGCAAGGAGAGAGGGAGUUCCAUGCAGAGGUUGAGAUUAUUAGCAGAGUUCACCAUCGCCAUCUGGUCUCUCUUGUUGGUUACUGCAUUGCUGGCUCUCAACGAUUGCUUGUUUAUGACUUUGUUCCUAACAAGACUCUUGAGUUCCACCUGCAUGGAAAGAACCAGCCAACAAUGAACUGGCCUACCAGAAUGAAGAUUGCUUUAGGAUCAGCGAAAGGCCUUGCCUACUUGCAUGAAGAUUGUCAUCCUCGCAUUAUUCAUCGCGACAUCAAAGCUGCAAACAUUCUUCUGGAUGAUAAAUUCGAAGCUAUGGUUGCAGACUUUGGACUGGCCAAGUUAACUUCGGACAACUACACCCAUGUCUCUACUCGAGUCAUGGGCACAUUUGGAUAUCUGGCUCCUGAAUAUGCAUCCAGUGGCAAGCUUACGGAGAAAUCGGAUGUUUUCUCGUUUGGUGUAAUGCUUCUGGAGCUGAUUACUGGAAAGAAACCAGUAGACAGUGAUGCAAUGGAGGAUAGCUUGGUUGACUGGGCAAGGCCUUUAUUAGCAGAAACAUUAUCUGAGGAGAACUAUGAUGAACUAGCUGAUCCAAGAUUGGAAGGAAAUUUUAGCAAUCUGGAGAUGACACGGAUGGUAGCAUGUGCUGCUGCUAGUGUUCGGCACUCGGCGAAAAGACGCCCCAAGAUGAGCCAGAUUGCUCGAGCACUGGAAGGUGAUUCAUCCCUGGAUGACUUGAAUGAGGGGGUCAAGCCAGGACAAAGUAUGCUCUUCAGUUCGAGUUCAGACCAUGACUCGGGCUCCUAUGCCUCUAACAUCAGUCGUUACAGAAAGGUUGCAUUUGGAAGUAAUGAAAUCAGUCAAGAGUACAGCGUACGAACCAGUGACUAUGGGGUUAACAAUUCAACAUCAAGCAGUUCUGGCGAAGUGAAGUCAGUCAGACCUCGUUCUAACAAAGGUGGUCCAAAGCAGUGAAAAUAAGCAAAAGAAAAAUAAUCAAGAUCAUGGUUUAGAUUUUGACUGAUUCUUAUACAAUAAAAACUUAUAUAAUUUAUAACAGAUUCAAUUCUUUCAAUGUGAAGGUUUUUUUUUUUGGGUGGAUAGAGUGGUGAAAUAGAUUGACGAUUGAGUCUUGGUGUUGGUGUUCUUAUCAGUAUAUCCUAACUAUUGGAGUAAGACUGGCUUCAGGCUUCUAUGAUUCCUGGGAUUGAAUAUUGUUGUUUGUAGCAAGGGCAAGUUGUCCGUUGUUUUGAAAUUAUCACUUCUGUUUCAAUUCAUAUUUAGCCUUCUAAUGUUGUAGGAUGUGAUUCUUAGACGGAAUGGGAAUAAAGGUUGGUUUUCCUGA
This is a messenger RNA of Dendrobium catenatum, 2610 nucleotides long. Its product is annotated as proline-rich receptor-like protein kinase PERK4. Gene Ontology annotation, biological process: protein phosphorylation. NCBI's taxonomy places the organism in Eukaryota, Viridiplantae, Streptophyta, Magnoliopsida, Asparagales, Orchidaceae. The coding region runs from base 318 to 2240 and encodes 640 amino acids. The transcript is spliced from 8 exons. Gene Ontology annotation, molecular function: ATP binding; protein kinase activity. The record is from RefSeq and is a predicted model, not a curated record.